Alligator sinensis (Chinese alligator) is the source of this 6526-nucleotide messenger RNA. RefSeq names its product reticulophagy regulator family member 3 (gene RETREG3). Bases 704 to 1786 code for a protein of 360 amino acids. NCBI's taxonomy places the organism in Eukaryota, Metazoa, Chordata, Crocodylia, Alligatoridae. The record is from RefSeq and is a predicted model, not a curated record. Gene Ontology annotation, biological process: reticulophagy. The transcript is spliced from 10 exons.
CAGGUCCCCGCGCGGCUGGAGCCCGUGUCCGAGGCCGGGCUGAGCCCUGCGCGCCCCGCUUGGCCCGGCCCGGCCCCCCGUACGGCAUCUAGCCCGCGCACCACUCACCUCAGCCCUGCACAUCCCGCUCCUGAAGCUGGGAGCUGACCCACAGAGUCGGCCUGCUGAAACGGAGCUUCCCGCUCAUGUGCUUUGAUGGGCAAACUGGGUGUGAGCGACUGCAUAAUUUGGUUGCUUUGAGUGGCUUCGCACUGAGUACAGAUCGUGAGACUUUUUGGGUGUCUUGGCGGCUGUGCUAGCCAAUUCGGUCACCUGUCCACUUCCCCUCUUCCCCAAGUGCGUGAGUGCUAUUUCUGGUGAGAAACGGGGUUUGGUGUGAUCUAAUACAAGCUCAUGUGGGCAGCCCGUUCUCAGGAGUCGAUUCUUUGGAGUUGAUGCUGUAGUUUUCUGGCAGUUUACUGCCGGGUGGAGCCUCUUCCUCGUCAUCAGACCCGCAUGCCAAAAAGGCUGUUCGGGGAUUUCUUGGUAGACUGGAGCUGGAGCAUUGAGAGCAGGACCCCUAUUCCACGUGCUCCAAAUAAAUCAAGUUGGACCCAAGAUGACAGCGUUCUAGACUGGUGCGAUUCUGAAUUUGAAGCCCAGGACUGUCAAGUUCUUUGCACUGACUUCUCUUCGGCUGGUGUUCUUGAUUGCAUUUAGCCUGAUGAUAAUAGUUUGUUUAGAUCAAUGGAAGAACAGAAUUUGGCCUGAAAUUCAAGUGGCAAGAACUGAUGAAUCAGACACUGAGAGCUGGGGUUAUGUUCACCCUCAGUUACUCAGCGUACCAGAGCUGUGCCGUCACUUAGCUGAAGGAUGGGUCACUGGGGCCAACUUCUUAAGGAAUCUCUUGGUUUUCAAAAGUCAAAAUCCUGGCAAGUUUUGCCUUUUAGCCUGUGGUGUCUUUACUUUCUUGACUGUUCUGGGCCGUUACAUCCCUGGACUCUUGCUCUCCUACCUUAUGUUGCUCUUCAUUCUGCUGUGGCCCCUUGCAGUGUACCACAAACUGGGGCAGCGUGUGUACAUGAAGCUGGAGCCAGCUCUGCAGCGGCUGGACUUCAGUGUUCAAGGUUACAUGAUGUCAAAACAGCGAGAGAGGCAAUUGCGUCAACAAGCGUCAAAUCAGCACCCUCCUGACGAUGGGAGUGACAGUGAAGAGGAGCUUGCUGCGUUCUGUCCUAAGCUGGAUGAUUCUGUAGUUGCCAAGGAACUGACCAUCUCUGAUUCUGAGCAUUCAGACGCUGAAGUUUCCUACACUGAGAAUGGGACAUUUAACUUGUCAAGAGGCCAAACUCCACUGACCGAGGGAUCUGAAGACCUGGAUGGUCAUAGUGACCCAGAAGAGUCUUUUGCCAGGGAUCUCCCUGACUUCCCUUCCAUAAAUCCAGAGGUGACUGGAAUAGAUGAUGAGGAUGACACCAGCAUUGGGAUUCCAAGCCUUGCUUACCGCUCCCAAGGCACAGAAGAUCUGCGCCCCCCUUAUGACCAAGAAGUUGUUGGUCUACUACCAUCUGCACACCAUCUUACAAAUAACUUAGCUGGAUUUGUCACCAGGGGAAUGAUACAAUUAGCCUUGUCAGGAGCCUCCCAGCCAGGCCCUGCAUGCAGUGACAAUCCCCAGAGAGGCACAAAGACCUAUCUCAGAACCUCCAGCUCUGACUUGGACACUGAUGCAGAAGGGGAUGACUUUGAACUCUUGGAUCAGUCGGAGCUGAACCAGUUGGAUCCUGCAGGCUCACGAGGCCAUUAAGCAAUCUCCUCUCUCUCCUUCCUCAUUUUUCUAUCAUGCAUAGUGAAGGGGAAUCUUCAAAGGAAAAGCAUUGUCCAGUCACCUGAACUGUUUCCUGUGUUGGGUACCAGUGUUCUGGCAACCAAUCUUAGCUGGGUACAUCACUGUGACUUGACAUUGUAGAGGGCUAGCUUGGAUUUUAAAAUGAACCACUCUGAUAACUGGCAGGGAAAAGGCUUUUGAUGGGAUAGCCUCAUGAUCACACACAUCAUUCUGCAUUGUCUACUGUGAUUCUUCUUGCCCCAAACCUGCUCACUUAAUACUUGCAUUGUGGGUCUGCAACUCCAGUGCUCCCUCAGUCAAACAGACUUAAGUGUCAAUUAAGAGUUUCUUGCAGCUCAGCCUCUUUCAUGUAGACCUACAACAAAAGGUGAACAGAACUGGCUUCCUCUUUAAAUACUGUAACCUAGAUAUUUUAAGGUUGGUUGUUUUUGGUUUUGUUUUGUUUUUAGUUCUUUCUACUCCUGUGCACAGAGGCUGACAUUUCUUCCCUCAGUAUCCAGCUCUUGGGUAGAAGCUAACCUCCCAAUCAUUUACUUAUUGCAGACUUCAUAACUAAAAUAGUGUCCCACAACUUUUAAUGUUGCACUUUUACUAACAACUUGUAUUUCCUCAAAAAUGAUGCUUUCUAGUUAUGCUGUUUUGUAAGACAAUGGCAAUAAGACAUCUACUGUGAUGGCUAGACUCCUUCCAAGAUCAUCUAUGUGCAGCAGCUGCUAUUGCAUUUGCCUUUUUGAAACGAAUGGAGUUAGUUCUAGAUCUAAAAUCUACUAACUAAACUUCCCAGUUUUACUGCAGAAUAGGUGCAGCCUGGGCAGUAGCAAUACUACAUUUCUGUGACACUGCCUUGUCAUGUGACUACUUAGCUACUUUGGGGGGACUUUCUGUAGGAAUGUGGGAGAGGAUUUGGGCUGCUCAGCCCAUUCUCUCCUUGGCCUCUGACAGUCCACUGUGAUGUAGAAAUGAUGUGUCCAGUAGGAAUAGAACAGAGGCCACGUGGCACUGAAAUGACCAAACAGCUGCCAGAUAAUGAGUUUGGUCAUUUACAGAUUCAAACCAGCAACCUGGAGGGAAGAAGCUCUGUAAACUGACUGGCCUGAGCCAUUCAACCUUUCCCCUGUCGCUAAACUUUCCCAUUGUAUUUCUAAGCCAUAGUGGAUUACAGUUGUGCAGCCAGCAAUUUACCUCAUCAGGGAAACCACUUCUUGUUGAAGCUUAUUUUCAUUUGCUCAUGUUAGUUCAGGUAAGCUGCUUCUCUGGCCAUCUUGUCUGUAUAAAAUGCAAGAUGGAAAGAGGCUAAUAUUGUAUUUGAAUUGGGAAGUCACUUGGCUGUCAGAUGACGAGUAAAAUGUGAAAUUUAUGUGGAGGCUUCACACACAGUGUCAGCAGCCUGCUUAUAUAAAAUAAAUCUUAAUUAUAGUUCAGCAAGGGUAUUCCAUUUGAAACACAGCUCACCUUCCUCCUACCCCUGCCAAAACCUUAGAUAUGGUAACUUGGACAUAGUUAAUAUGACCAGUUAUGACUAUAUGAAAGCAAAUAAUUUUGCUUUCCAAGAUCAUUAAACAAAGAGUUGUUAAAGCAUUAAAAGUUUGACCUGCCUCAAUGCUAGUAUUCAGGGUGGUUGGAAUUAUUUGAUACCAUGGAUUUCUGAUUGACAGUGCUGUGCAUAGGCUGCCAUCUUGGGAAUCUCCUGCCACUGCAAUAUAGCUUUCAUGUCAGUAAACUGCCUGUCAGAGGGGGCUGCAACACCUGUAGAAGACUAGAAUGUCCCUAAUUACUUGGGAGCAAUAACUGAAUGAGCCAUUAGCACUUUAAAUAGCUUGAAGCCAUUAACCCUGGUUAGGUUUAAGACAGUGGUACUCAAACUCUGGCCCAGGGAGCCAUGUCAUCCCAUGGGUCCAGAAAUCUGGCGAUGAGGGAGUGGUAACAGCAUUAGUUGCUCCCAGAAUCAUGGCAAUUAAAGCUGCCACUGCUACCCUGCUCCAAAAUUUCUGAACCUGUGGGGAAUCCUGUGAUCUGGAUAACAUGGUUGCAUGUGCUGAACCACGCUGGUAUGCCAUCUCCACAACUGAAUCUAGUGUAUGGAAUCAGGCCAAAGCCAGAUUCAGUGCAUAAGGUUGCACCAUGUGGGGUUAUGCUGGAUUGUACUAGUGAAUCAACCCUGGGUGAGAUCAGGCCCAUGGACAGUCCCUGUGCAUAGGAUCUGGCCCUGCACUACUUGUUCAGCUUGUGGGGCUGGAGAGGUUGAGCACACCACUGGUUUAAGAAGUUAAAAUUGAUAUGCUGGACUCAUCCUGUUCCUUUCUGAGGUUCUGAUUGUGUCCUCUGAGAAUUAAAAUUUACUUGGUAAGGUAGAAAAUUACUUUUAGAAAGUAAGAGCAACCUUAGGAACAACAUGGUACAAAAAGCUGGCACAUUCCUGGUUCUUAAAAGAUUUUGUGGUCUAAAUUUGUCUGAGCUCAGAGCUUAAAAGCACAACAGACUCCUGUUCUCCAAAAGCAGUAGUGCAUCCUAGUUUGUUUCUCAUUCUUGCCUCUUCACAAGAGGAGCUGCCUCUUAAAGUGACAAUGGCAUGCUUUGGGAAGAGGCCUUGAACUCUCGUGCUGAUCAUGUUAUCAGUCUCCCUUCUGGUAUGGAGCGGGGAGAUUUUGAAACCCAGUAACAGCAGGAGCCAAGGCAUGCUAACUUUAGUAAAGUCCUGCCACAUGAUGUGAAUGCAGUUUGUUACAAACAAUUAACUUGUGAUCACUCAGCAAAUGCACUGAGUUGUAAGACUUGUUAUCAUGCAGGGUGUAUGAAGAAAACGGAGUCCAAGCACUGUAACUGUUGGAUGAGCAAUGUACAGCUUUAGAUGAUAUUUAAACCUGGAAAAAAUGUCUGUCUUAUGGCUCUCCUUUUCCUCAUGUGGCUUCCUCUUCUGUGAAGAACAAACAUCAGCAAAGGACCUUCUAACAAAACACCUCAAAUGGUAGGUAGCUGUGGGAAAGUGACAAGUAGCACUAACAUCACUCCAACAGUGGGUCAAAUUGUAUUCCUUGCAUGAAAUCAGCCAUCCACAAUGAGGUGCCAGUGUGAUGUUACAGAACUGCUUGGAGGUUCUGAUGAGCCUAAAUACUUGUAGAUCUCCAGCUCAUUGGAAGUGCUUAAGGCUAAUUUACUAGGCAACUAGAUAAAUCCAUUUUAGCCAACAAACUUACAUUUGUUUCACUCCGAAGGUGGUGUCUUGAAACUUCUUGGUAUAAUAACUUUGCUUCUUCAUACUCCAUUAUGUGUACAGAGGUUGUUUACUUCUGGUAAAAUUCAAGGGACUUGCAAAGAAGGGAGAGUAAAUGAUCCCUUGAUAAUGAGGCACAGGGGAAGUUCCAUAGACCACUCUCAGUGCUCUUGAUACUGCAGGAUUUAAAAUGAAGCAUCACAGAAAUUAGGCAUCUAGAAAUUUUGGGCUCUAUACUUCCUUACAGGUGUAAUGGUCUAUUGUGUAGUCACUGAGGGCUUUUCCAUUUGGAGGAGAGUGCUGUGCUCUUAAGUUUCUGCAGCCUUAUGACUUGUAGUGGUAGUCUCUCCUAUCUUGCGUCUCCGAGGGUCAGAGGAGGGAACCAAUCUCUUUGGCAGAACUGAGGUCAGUUUUCCUACUGAGGCAUUUUGCCUCACCAAAUGACCUUGUAGCAAAAUCUCUCUCUCUCUCUCUCUCUCUUCCCCCCCCCCCCCCAAAAAAAAAAAAAUAGUAGUUAUGGGUAGGAGACAAACAGUUCAAGGUCAAACUUGUACAAGAAAUAAAUAUCAAUUUUCACCUGCUGCACAUGUGAAAGUAGAGCUGUUAUGUAUAGUGCUGUGAAAUACUCUUGGCCUCUUCAAUCUGUACUAAAUUGAUCUCUCUCUUUAAAGAGAGAACUAUCCAAAGACCUCUGGAGCAGAAAAUGUUUGCAAAUUGUAUUUGGGUGUAACUUUUUAACAUUCUUUUGGUGCUGGCUCUUCUAAAUACUGGUAGCAUUGCCUCCUAUGUGUGGACACUCAUUAAUCUACUCUUUGAAAGGCUGCUUUUCUUUUCUUGUUUUAAACACAUUGUGGUCCCAACCAAAAGUAUACAUGCAUGCCUUCAUCUCAUGCUGAAUCAGGUUUGCCACCCUCAAUGGGAACAUAUGCAGAACAUAAGUCCAUUUCAUUUCCUGAACAGUAUGAGACUUGGAUGAAUCCUGCGAGUUUUACAUUUUAAUGGAGCUCUCAGGCAGUUUCCAAGGUUUGUGGUACCUUGUGAUAAUGUGUACUUUUUGCUGAAUUUAAACCUUUUUUUCUUUGUAGAUCUGCAUAUCUGGUGUGAACAUCUAGUUUCAUCUGAAGCUGCAUCAUCUCUAGAAUUCAUUCAUUUAGAAAUUCAUAGGCGUUAAAACUUAGCAUUUUAAGACGUGCAACACACUGCCUUUUUGCCAAACAAUGUGAAGUCAGAAAUGUGAUAAAUGACUCUGUUUUUUUCCUAGUGAAGCUACACUUAAAAAAAAAUAAGAUGUUUUUGCCUAAUGAGAGUGCAGUGCUUUGUAAAUUUUAAAUUGUUUGGUUUGGUAUCACUGGUAUGGCAAUAUCAUUGUUAUCUACUUGAUUUUAGUGUUUACCAUAGCUAACAUUGUAAAAGGCUAGCGUACAGUAAUUUUGUGUCACCUUACAGAGAUGUUUUUGGAAGUAAUUUAAGUAAAAUGUUGAUUAGAA